CUCUCUCUCUCCCUCUCUCCUAUAUUAUGCAUGAUCUUUCCAUGCAUUACAUGAAGCUCCUCUCUAUUUGAGCAACAUUGCCCUUUCAAUUUGCAUUUCUUGAAUCUCUACACAAGUGCCAACAUGAAGUUUGGCAAAGAAUUCAUAUCCCAAAUGGUGCCAGAAUGGCAAGGAGCAUACAUGGACUAUGCAUACCUCAAAACCCUUCUAAAAGAAAUCCAUCUUUUCAAAUUCAAAACAAAACCACCACAAUCAACCACCAAUGCACAAGGACUAACAAGAAGGCUCACUCUGUACCGAGCUUUCAGUGGCCUAACUCAAAGAAUCACUUCUCCUGGAAUCAGCUCCAAUACUAAUGACAUCGAGAGCCAACCGAUCCUAGUGAAUUCGGUCAAGAAAUCAGAUGGGGAAUUCGGAUUAGAAACCAUGUUUCUAAUGACAGGAGAUGAAGGUGGUGAGUAUGAGCUUGUGUACUUCAGAAGACUUGAUGAUGAGUUCAAUAAGGUAAUUAAGUUUUAUAGAGGUAAAGUUGAUGAGGUGAUGAAGGAGGCUGCAGUGCUGAACAAACAAAUGGAUGCCCUGAUAGCUUUUCGGAUAAAAGUGGAUGAUCCACACUAUGAAUGGCCGGAUAGUGCCAGAGAGAUGACUCGUCUUGCUUCGGAUGUUGCUGCCUCAACGGCUUCAUUAGCAGCUUCUACUCCUGGAAUGAAAGCCAGCAGGAGAGUGACUGUGAUGGAUAUGAUAGAAGAGGACAGAUCACUCGAGGCACAGUCAGAUGAACCAUCAGCCGAUCAAGAGAAAGGAAAGCAAGGAAACAAAUUUGUUCAAGGACUCAAGGCAAUGAACUCGAAAGAUUAUGAUGAUCAGAAAGAAGUUUUCAAUGAAAACAGAGGUACUGGUCAAGAACUCAAGCCAAUGAGUAAUAUGAGGACGAAAAGACCUGCUCCAUUGGAAAUACUUAACCGUGUGACGAUAAAUAAUACACUUGAGACGCCCCGUUCAUCCAUUAGAGGCAUUCUCAAUGUUCCUAAUCAGACAGAGUUGAAAUUUAGCAAGGAAAACCUUAGCAAAGUUGAAGAUCAACUAAAAAGCGCAUUUGUUGAAUUUGACCACAAGCUUCGACUUCUUAAAAGUUACAGCUUCUUGAACAUUAUGGCAUUCUCAAAAAUCAUGAAGAAGUACGAUAAGAUCACUUCCAGAUAUGCUUCAAAGUCCUACAUGAAAAUGGUCGAGAGCUCUUAUCUAGGAAGCUCCGAGGAGGUAACUAAGGUGAUGGACAGGGUUGAAGCAACAUUCAUCAAGCAUUUUUCGAAUUCAAAUAGAAAGAAAGGACUUAGCAUUCUAAGACCAAAGGCUAAAAGGGAAAGACAUAGAGUAACUUUCUCUUUAGGCUUCUUUGCCGGGUGCACAAUAACACUUAUUUUUGCUCUCGUUUUGCUUAUUCAUGCGCGCCAUAUCAUGAACAAGGAAGGCCAGAGAAAGUAUAUGGUAACCAUGUUUCCUCUGUACAGCCUUUUUGCCUUCAUCGUUCUACACAUGCUUAUGUAUGCUGCAAAUGUAUACUUCUGGAGACGUUAUCGGGUCAAUUAUCCUUUCAUAUUUGGAUUCAAGGAAGGGUCUGCAUUAGGUUACAGAGAGGUUCUUUUAGUUGCAUUUGGUUUUGCAGUGUUAGCAUUAGCAAGCAUUCUUGCAAAUCUUGACAUGGAGAUGGACCCUAAAACAGGCGAUUACAAAAGAUUCACCGAGCUUCUUCCUCUAGGAGUAGUCCUAAUUGCAUUUUUUGUCAUAAUCUGCCCCUUUAACAUCAUUUAUCGUUCCAGCCGCUUCUUUAUACUAACCUGUGUGUUCCAUUGCAUCUGCGCCCCUCUUUACAAGGUUGCACUUGCGGAUUUUUUCUUGGCAGACCAACUUACUAGCCAAGUUCAAGCUCUCAGGAGUCUCGAGUUCUAUAUCUGUUACUAUGGCUCAGGUGACUACGCGCACAGAGAUAGCAGUUGCAGUUCAAGUGAAAUAUACAACAUUUUCCAUUACAUUGUGGCUAUCAUUCCAUAUUGGUCGCGGCUUCUCCAGUGUUUAAGGCGACUAGUUGAAGAAAAAGAUGGUAUGCAAGGACUAAACGGAUUGAAAUAUUUUGCAACAAUUGUGGCUGUGACAACCAGGACAGCCUACAGCCGCAGCCAUAGUGAUGAGUGGUAUAAAAUAGCCUGGGUUGCUUCAGGGGUGGCCGCGGCCUCUGGGACUUACUGGGACCUUGUUCUGGACUGGGGGCUUCUGCAAAGAAAUUCUAAGAACCGUUGGUUGAGAGACAAACUCCUAAUACCUCGCCACAGUGUAUAUUUUGGAGCCAUGGUUCUGAAUGUGUUGCUGAGGCUCGCGUGGCUUCAAACAGUUCUGGACUUCAGAGUCUCUUUCCUACACAAAGAAACUCUGAUUACUAUUGUGGCCAGCCUAGAGAUUAUUCGUCGAGGCAUCUGGAACUUUUUCAGGUUGGAGAAUGAGCACCUGAAUAAUGUGGGAAAAUACCGGGCUUUUAAAUCAGUACCAUUACCUUUCCACUAUGACGAAGACGAAGACAAGCAAGGAUGAUUCCUGUUAAAUUUCGCGUUAUGUUUGUGUUGUAAAAGGGCAGCAUAAGUUUCUAGAUUCUUUGCUUUUUUUCAUGGUAUCAGAUGUCAGAAAAGUUGGACCUACAAUAAUCAAUCAUUUCACGAGAAACAUCGAAA
Molecule: messenger RNA, 2723 nt
Organism: Daucus carota subsp. sativus
Lineage: Eukaryota; Viridiplantae; Streptophyta; Magnoliopsida; Apiales; Apiaceae
Product: phosphate transporter PHO1 homolog 3
Exons: 11
Coding region: 124-2586 (820 amino acids)
Biological process (GO): phosphate ion transport; cellular response to phosphate starvation
Cellular component (GO): plasma membrane; cytoplasm; trans-Golgi network
Molecular function (GO): inositol hexakisphosphate binding
Source: RefSeq, a predicted model, not a curated record